Balaenoptera acutorostrata (minke whale) is the source of this 6865-nucleotide messenger RNA. RefSeq names its product multifunctional ROCO family signaling regulator 1 (gene MFHAS1). Lineage: Eukaryota; Metazoa; Chordata; Mammalia; Artiodactyla; Balaenopteridae. Gene Ontology annotation, molecular function: protein binding. The transcript has 5 exons. The coding region runs from base 588 to 3926 and encodes 1112 amino acids. The record is from RefSeq and is a predicted model, not a curated record.
UGCUUCCCGAUCGCACCCUCCCAGUGCCGGGGACGCGGCGAUCGUGCUCCCGCCGGAGCCUGGGGAAGCGGAGGCCAGGAGGCGGCCCGGCCCUGCGCCCACAGGAUGCCCGCCGCGGAGCCGGGCGCCGCCGUCCUCGUGGAGCUGGCGGAGGCGACGACGCUGCGGGCCGCGGGGCCGCGGCGGCAAGGGUAGCGGGGCCGGAGUCGGCCCCGAGGCGCCGAAGGCGGGCGGAGUGGGAGGAGGAGCGGCAGGCAUCCUCCGCGGCGCGGCGGGCGGGCGGCGGCCCUGCUGCCCCGGCGCGCCCCUGGCCCGGGAGCCCGGAGAAUGCGAGCUGCGCUCCCCGCCGGCCACCGCCUCCCCCCGCGCCGUGCGCCCGACGACCCCCGGAGCUGCUCUUGUCGCCGCCGCCCCCCAGCUGCGGGCGCCCGGCCGCUGGCUGCGCUAGGACCCGCCGCCGCCGGUCGCCGAGGGCCGGUAGGAAGGGAGGAGCGGGAGCGAAAGGGCCCCGGAGACUGGCGCCCGCCGGGGCGCAGCGCGGCAUGUAGCGGCGGGCUCCCGCGCGAGGGUGUCGGCCCGGCCCCGCCAUGGCUGGGACGGACAGCGGGAACCUGAAGACGGUGAGGCUGUGGCGGGACGCCGCCCUGCGCGCCAGGAAGCUGCGGAGCAACCUGCGCCAGCUCACCCUCAGCGCGGCCGGGGGCUGCCCGGGGACCGACCAGCUCGACUCUCCCGACGCGCCCCAGCUCGUGCUGCCGGCCAACAUCGGGGACAUUGAGGUGCUGAACCUGGGGAACAACGGCCUGGAGGAGGUGCCCGACGGGCUGGGCUCGGCGCUGGGCAGCCUCCGCGUCCUGGUCCUGCGCCGGAACCGCUUCGCCCGGCUGCCCCCGGCGGUGGCCGAGCUGGGCCACCACCUCACCGAGCUGGACGUGAGCCACAACCGGCUGAGCGUCCUAAGCGCCGAGGUGGUGAGUGCCCUGCGCGAGCUGAGGAAGCUCAACCUCAGCCACAACCAGCUGCCCGCCCUGCCCGCCCAGCUGGGCGCGCUGAUCCACCUGGAGGAGCUGGACGUCAGCUUUAACCGCCUGGCGCACCUGCCCGACUCCCUCUCCUGCCUCUCCCGCCUGCGCGCCAUCGACGUGGACCACAACCAGCUCACGGCUUUUCCGUGGCAGCUGCUGCAGCUGGCGGCCCUGGAGGAGCUCGACGUGUCCAGCAACCGGCUGCGGGGCCUCCCUGAGGAUAUCAGUGCCCUGCGGGCCCUCAAGAUCCUCUGGCUGAGCGGGACCGAGCUUGGCACCCUGCCCAGCGGCUUCUGCGAGCUGGCCAGCCUGGAGAGCCUCAUGCUGGACAACAACGGGCUGCAGGCUCUGCCCGCCCAGUUCAGCCGCCUGCAGCGACUCAAAAUGCUCAACCUCUCUUCCAACCUCUUGCAGGAGUUCCCCGCCGCGCUGCUGCCCCUGGCUGGUCUGGAGGAGCUCUACCUUAGUCGCAACCAGCUCACUUCAGUGCCAUCCCUGAUCUCGGGCCUGGGCCGUCUUCUCACCCUGUGGCUGGAUAACAACCGGAUCCGCUACCUGCCUGACUCCAUCGUGGAGCUCACUGGCCUGGAGGAGCUGGUCCUGCAGGGGAACCAGAUCGCUGUGCUGCCAGACAACUUUGGCCAGCUCUCCCGGGUGGGCCUGUGGAAGAUCAAGGACAACCCGCUGAUCCAGCCCCCCUACGAGGUCUGUAUGAAGGGGAUCCCCUACAUCGCAGCUUACCAGAAGGAGCUGGCUCAUUCCCAGCCGGCGGUCCAGCCCCGCCUCAAGCUGCUCCUGAUGGGCUAUAAAGCUGCAGGAAAGACCCUGCUCCGUCACUGCCUCACCGAGGACAGAGUGGAGGGGAACCAAGGAGGAGAGGACAAGAAGAGCCACCCGCCUUCACCUCCUCCCGUGAGCAAGGGCAUCGAGGUGACCAGCUGGACAGCGGAUGCCUCCCGGGGCCUGCGGUUCAUCGUGUAUGACUUAGCCGGGGAUGACAGUUAUGAGGUGAUCCAGCCCUUCUUCCUCUCCCCGGGGGCCCUUUAUGUGCUGGUGGUGAACUUGGCCACCUAUGAGCCGCUCCGCUUUCCCACCACCGUGGGCUCCUUCUUGCAUCGGGUAGGGGCCCGGGUGCCUCAUGCCGUGGUGUGCAUUGUGGGCACGCACGCUGACCUGUGCGGGGAGCAGGAGCUGGAGGAGAAGUGUCUGGACAUCCACCGCCAGAUCGCCCUGCAGGAGAAGCAUGACGCCGAGGGCCUGAGCCAUCUGGCCCAGGUGGUGGAUGAGGCGCUGGCCCGGGACUUUGAGCUCCGCUCCGCCAGCCCCCAUGCAGCCUACUACGGUGUGUCCGACAAGAACCUUCGGCGGCGCAAGGCCCACUUUCAGUACCUGCUCAACCACCGGCUGCAGAUCCUCUCCCCUGUGCUGCCCGUGAGCUGCAGGGACCCACGCCAGCUACAGCGCCUGCGGGACAAACUGCUCUCAGUGGCCGAGCACCGGGAAAUCUUUCCCAACCUCCACAGAGUACUGCCUCGGUCCUGGCAGGUGCUGGAGGAGCUGCACUUCCAGCCCCCUCAGGCGCAGCGGCUCUGGCUCAGCUGGUGGGACUCGGCUCGCCUGGGCCUGCAGGCCGGCCUGACCGAGGACCGGCUGCAGAGCGCCCUCUCCUACCUGCACGAGAGCGGCAAGCUGCUCUACUUUGAGGACAGCCCGGCCCUCAAGGAGCACGUCUUCCACAACCUCUCCCGCCUCAUCGACAUCCUCAACGUAUUCUUCCAGAGGGAUCCUUCCUUGCUGCUGCAUAAGCUGCUCCUGGGGACCAGCGGCGAGGGCGAGGCUGAGAGCCGGGGUGAAAGCUCCCCGCUGAUGGCGCCGCCCGCCCCAAGCCAGGAUGCGCUCCGGGCCACCCAGCUCCAUCAUUACGUGGAGGGCUUUCUGCUGCAUGGGCUCCUGCCGGCCCACGUCAUCCGGCUGCUGCUGAAGCCUCACAUCCAGGCUCAGCAGGACCUGCAGCUCCUGCUGGAGCUGCUGGAGAAGAUGGGACUCUGUUACUGCCUCAACAAAGCCAAGGGCAAGCCUCUGAAUGGGUCCACGGCCUGGUACAAGUUCCCGUGCUAUGUGCAGAACGAGGUGCCCCACGCGGAGGCCUGGAUUAACGGGACCAACCUGGCCGGGCAGUCCUUUGUGGCUGAGCAGUUGCAGAUUGAAUAUAGCUUUCCCUUCACCUUUCCACCCAGCUUGUUUGCACGCUACAGCGUCCAGAUCAACAGCCAUGUGGUGCACAGGUCGGAUGGCAAACUUCAGAUCUUUGCAUACAGAGGGAAAGUCCCUGUGGUGGUGAGUUACAGACCUGCCAAGGGGGUCCUGCAGCCGGACACGCUGUCCAUUGCCAGCCACGCAUCCUUACCGAACAUAUGGACGGCAUGGCAAGCCAUAACCCCCUUAGUAGAGGAACUGAAUGUCCUACUUCAGGAAUGGCCUGGACUGCACUACACCGUGCACAUUCUCUGUUCUAAGUGCCUUAAGAGAGGGUCACCCAAUCCACACGCUUUCCCAGGAGAGAUGUGUUCUGGAGUAAAGAAGCAGUCCCCACUUUGGGGGGACAGGUAUCAGAGGGUGGCAGCAAAAGGGGAGUUGCUGAGUCAGCCCAGACCAGAAGGCGUGGCAGAGAUCAUUUGCCCCAAGAAUGGCAGCGAGCGAGUGAAUGUUGCCUUGGUUUACCCGCCCACACCGACUGUGAUCAGCCCAUGUUCCAAUCUUUCUAGUGGCUCAGGGGAGCAGACAGCCAGACACAACUGCCUGCGUUUCUCAAGGUUUGUUAGAUUCAGUGAGAAAAGCGUAACGCAGCACCUCCCCCCCAUGAAGCUGGAACUCUCUUCACCAGAGGAAGAACGUUGGUGAAAAGCACAGAAACCAGUGACUUUUAUGGCUGUGGAAUUUCCAUGGAGAAAAGAGCAUCAGAACGCACCUGGACCAUCUUUUGUACCCGGCAAACCCUCCACACUCCCUGGCGUGUUCUGUGAAUUUGAGUGCAUGUGUGUUCAGGGUGCUUUCAGGGAGGAAGCACACCUAGGCUGUAGACGAGGUGGGGAGGGGCGGGGCGGGGGCGGGGAAGGAUGGGAGAGAAUGUGGAGCAAAUGUUUUACAACCUGAACCUCAGAACUGUGAUCCUCCAAGGAGAGCGCUACUUGAAGAAAAAAAAAAAAAAAAAAAAGUCAAAUGGCUUCUCAGGGAUUUUUGUUUUCCGUGCACAUAUAAGCCAUAAUUCCAGUACAGGUGGCAGUAUUUAGAGCACUCAGAUUUCAGUUCUGUUAAAUGUGAAAGAGGGAUCGACUGACCAUUCAUUGCUGUUCCGUAACUAGUGUAAAAUAUGUAUAUGUUUAUCUUUAUUUUUAUAAUAUGCAAAUACAUUUAAAUUUAUACAGUUUGAAGCUUCUAGAGUUAGUUAACACUGGGUGCAAUAUUCUGAUGAGAACUGUGCCAAGAUGGGGAUGAUUUCUUAUUUUAGCAUAGGACCUUUUGUUUAUUCUUUAAUUCUUUGCAGAUUAAAAAAAAGAUACCUAUCUCUCUGCCCAUGGAUUAAGGGUUGGUUCAUAAAGUUUGACGAUAAUCAGCAAGAACUUUAAACAUGCAUUUCAGAUCAGGCAGUGUCCGUCCUUUUAAAUAAAGGUCCCUGCCUGUAAACUGUUGGGCAGCGUAGGAGGAUUUUUCCUUUUCUUUGCCCCCACAUAUCACUAGUGUUGGGCAGAGUCUUCCUUGCUCCAGGCUUUGUGAUGACUGUGAGUUGUUACUGGGUGAUAGUCUGAUGGAGGCCUGGGGAUUAAGGGAUCCACAAAUCCAAGGAAAAGCAGAGUCUUGCAAUAGCUUCAGAUAAUCAGGAGUCAGUUCUGAAGCAUGUAAAGAGCUCUGCUAAUAAGUCCUUUCUUUUCUGCCCCCAGAACAGAGUCUGUGAAAUUUAGCAGAGCACUCUGAAAGCCCUCCACAUCUGAUGUCAGACCGUAAGACAGUGAGUUGCCUAACUGGAGAGCAUAAGCCCACAUUGGUUAUUUUAUAAAUACAGAGCCUCUGAUUGGAUGGUCUACUGCCAAGAACUAGUAAAACCCUGGUUUUAAAAUCUCCGUGAGGUAAAACUUAAAAAGCCAACCAACCAAACUGCUCUCUCUUCUCCUCCUCAUCGGGGCCAAGCAGCAUCUGCUGCAAUAGUAACACAUUCUUUGAAGAGUGUGCCUGACUCUGUUUACAUCUGCCUCCUCUGCGUGUUGAUUGAAAAUGUGUAAAAUUGUUUCUCACCCGUGUAAGGCAAGAAAAGUGAGUCAGCUGGUAUUAUUCUUUUACUUCUUCUAUAAAGUAUUGACUCUUGUAAUGCCACAGUAUAUGACAGAAGUAACAAAGAAACAAGUGGCUGCAUUGUGAAAAAUCGCGAAUCAAUUUUUGUAGAUUAUUCUGUGCCCCAGGAGUUAACUUUAUUAACUCCAGAACCUCAGUUAAACAAGUAUGACUUCUUAUAAUCAUAAAAUCAAAUGGGAUCAGACUAGUUCUGCAUUUUAAUACUUGAAUAUGACACCUCAAAUUUGCAUUUUCUUUUGGAACAGUCACGAGAUUCACCUUGUUAAUCCUUUUGUCACAGUUCUCCUGUGCAUGUGUGCAUACGUGUGUAUGUGUGUGUGUGUGUGUGUGUAAGUGUAAACUGAAUGGUAACAUUUAAUUGCUUUAUGGAUUGGGCAUAAAAGUUUUUUCAGUCGGCACAAACAGUUCCUGAACUGUCAAAUUAACCGACUUUGACCAGGAAAAGACUUGUAAAUGACUUCAGGCUAACUCCCCAGGGGACCAUAUUAAAUGAAAAAAAAAAAAAAGCUCCUUUGGGUGACAUACCCUGCAAAAUAUGUGCUCUUGUCAUGAACAUAGAUGCCCACAUUCUUAAUAUCUGCUAUUUUUGGACAAGUGAUGUUUUGUGCUGUCAUCUGAACCCUAGAGAAGCAGUAUAAGAAGAAAUUUUGGUGUCACAUGUAUUUUAGCAAAAAGGUCAUCAUGGUAGAGGGUCAUGUGACCAAAAGCAGCUCCAGAAAAGCUUGAGAACUUGCUUCAUGGUCGGGGGAGGGUCGGAGAUACAGAAAACAUUCUGCUCUAUAGGAAUUUUCUUCAUUUAUGCAGGAAAUUCCAUUUUCUCUUUCAACACCUGGGAAGACUCAGCCGGGGAGGCUGACAGGCAAUUCAUAAGCACAAGGGGAAUCUUUUCCAACCAAGUCGUCCCUGCCUCGCAAACAAAAGCCCUCCAAGUUUGUUAUGGUUUCUAUUCCUGCAUCUUGUGGUAUCAAAACCACUUCCUGGAAUUGUAAAAGCGCUGCCAGAAUAAAUGUUUUUCCCUCUUCCAAGAAAAAAACGACAGUGCUCAUAUUUGACACUUGUGCACUGGACUCUUUUGAAUGAAUAAAAUGGAAAGGGUUUGGUGUCAUUCCUGGUGGGGUGUGUGUUCUUUUUCAUGCCACAGUUUGUGAAUUGUAAUUGUGGUUUCCUAUUUAAUUGUCAUAACCAGGCAGAAAUUAAAAAAAACAAAACAAAAAAGUUUAAUAAAAACACAAAGAAAUGGUUAAGCAGUUAUAUUUCCAGAGUUGAGUUAUUUCUGUCUGUUUUUGUUUCAGUUUUAUCAGUUAGGAACUCACUAUAUUCCAUUUUUAGUUCUGAAGGCACUUUUGAGCCACAGGAGGUGGAUGGCGGCAGCUCUGGUUGUGGACUGAGCUCCCAGGAAGGCAACGAAUGAAUCUGUUUCAUACUCUGCCUCCGCCUUCAGGCUGGAGGGUCAGGUCUUGAAUAUCGGCCGUUUCUUAAAUCAGAACCUUUUU